This is a messenger RNA of Microtus ochrogaster (prairie vole), 558 nucleotides long. RefSeq names its product C-type lectin domain family 2 member F-like. Gene Ontology annotation, molecular function: natural killer cell lectin-like receptor binding. The record is from RefSeq and is a predicted model, not a curated record. The transcript has 3 exons. Lineage: Eukaryota; Metazoa; Chordata; Mammalia; Rodentia; Cricetidae. Gene Ontology annotation, cellular component: external side of plasma membrane. Bases 1 to 456 code for a protein of 151 amino acids.
AUGAGGAGUUCUCUUUAUUUUGUCAUUACAAAAGCAGGAAAGACAGAACAGGUCUCAAGCAACAAUACCUAUGCUUCUUGCCCAAGAAAAUGGAUUGGAUUUGGAAAUAAAUGUUUUUAUUUUUCUGAAGACAUGGAAAACUGGACAUCCAGCCAGAACUACUGCAUGGUACUAAGUGCCCAACUAGCUAAAUUUGAGAACCAAGAGGAGCUGAAUUUCCUGAAGAGAUACAUGGGGCCAUUUGACCACUGGAUCGGCCUGCACAGAGAGUCAUCAGAGCACCCUUGGAUGUGGACAGACAACACUGAAUAUAACAACUUGACUCUCACCCGAGGAGAUGGAAACCAUGCCUACCUGGGUGGCAGAGGGAUCAGCAGUGGCAGGGACUACAUACCUAGGAGGUGGAUUUGUAGCAAACCUAACAGCUCUGCUUUGCAGUAUCCAGGAGUCUCAUAGCUUGUGUAGAGACUGUGCCAAAGUGAUCAUGAGAGAUCUGUGAUGGAGGAAGGUCAUGGGUUAAUUAAUAAAGAAACUGCUUGGCCCUGAUAGGUUAGAACA